Corticium candelabrum is the source of this 1016-nucleotide messenger RNA. Its product is annotated as LON peptidase N-terminal domain and RING finger protein 1-like. The transcript is spliced from 5 exons. NCBI's taxonomy places the organism in Eukaryota, Metazoa, Porifera, Homoscleromorpha, Homosclerophorida, Plakinidae. Gene Ontology annotation, molecular function: ubiquitin protein ligase activity; protein binding. The record is from RefSeq and is a predicted model, not a curated record. The coding region runs from base 17 to 880 and encodes 287 amino acids.
AGUCACGAACGAGCAAAUGACCCUGCUACCAACGGAAUCUCUCCGUCUCCUGCUACAAACCGACGCCAAUUCGUUCUCCAGUAUCGACGAAUUUGUUAACGCGGCUGUUGCCAGUCUGGCCGAUGCACUCUCGAAGCGCCGUCCGCAUUUCGACCCUGAAGUCGACGAGAAUUUGAAUGUAUUCGCCUGCUCGUGCGGAGGGAUUCUCGUUGAGCCUGUUACGUUCACGGACGGCAGCUCUAUAUGCAAACUGUGCAGUAUGAAUCAGACAGCUGACGGCAGAGUACCGGCAGGUAUGCGAGAGACAGGAGAGAGCUCUACGGCUGUAGCACUACCAGCUCCAUGUGUCAUGCUCUCAAACGUCGUCAAGAAGCAUUUUGAAGCUCACAUCGACGCGGUUCGAUUGCGCGUGGAGGGUGAAGAAGCUCUCAACGUCGGAGAUUGCACGAAGGCCAUUGACCUGUAUACGACAGCGUUACGAAUCGUUGGAGAUGAUCUCGUCCUACUUUUAAACAGAUCUCAAGCGUUUGCUAGUUUACGGUGUUUUGCUGAAGCACUAGCUGAUGCUGACAAGGCUAUAAGCAUAAACCCUAGAUACAGCAAGAGCCACUAUAUAAAAGGUCAAGCUUUGGAUGGCAUGGGACUGUUGGAUGAAGCGUCAGCUUCAUAUUUGGCGUGUUUGGUUUUGGAACAGGACAAUGUUGCUGUGCAAAAACGAUUACAAAAGAGAGAUGACAGCCAAAUCUUUCUCUGUACCAGAGCACCAGUGAAGUACGUCUCGGAUUGUUGCACAAUUGUCUUGUAUGGCUCGAUGGGGAAGACUGCAACUCUGUCGGUAUUCAGAAGGCUGAUGGGACGCCAGUUUUUGAGAUCGUUUUGAUUUCCUUUCUUAUCUAUGAUACGGAUGAUUCCGGUUCUCUGGCUAUACGAAAGAGAGGUCUUUUCUUCGACUGCGUUAACCAUUUGCACAAAAUCGUCUCUAAGCAGUGACCAGAAAGCUCUAUAAAAUUAUGUCG